AUGCAGGAAGGUGUGGCAACGGACAGUGUAGCGCUGGAGGCGAUCGAAAAGCUAGGUCCACGGGAGAAAUGGCGCAUUGUGAAGAAUAUUGCCGUACUCGGGAUCGCGUUCAUGAUCCACUUUACGGCGUUCCAUGGAACGUCGAAUCUGCAGAGCUCGCUGCACAGUGAUGGGUCGUUGGGGGCGUACACGCUCGCCUGUAUCUAUGGGUCGCUAAUUGUGUCCAACCUGUUUCUACCGGUGUUGGUGAUAAGGCUACUGGGAUGCAAGUGGACGAUCGUGGUGUCCUUCGUUGCCUACAUGCCGUACAUUGCGGCCCAGUUUUAUCCCUCAUUUGGCACACUCAUACCCAGCGGUUUGGCCGUAGGGUUCGGCGGUGGUCCACUCUGGUGUGCCAAGUGUACCUACCUUUCGAUCAUAGCGGAAGCCUUUAGUAUUGCCACCCGACGGAAAGUUCGCACCGACUACUUGAUCGUGAAGUUUUUCAGUCUGUUUUUCGUGUUCUACCAGCUAGCACAAGUACUGGGUAAUCUGAUAUCAUUCACCGUGCUUUCCUACGGGGAGGCUGACUCGUUGGUGAAUGGAACGAUUGAAUCGAGCGUUAAUAUAUCGGUCACCUGUGGGGCAAACUAUGCUGCACCGAUUCACCAAGAGGCGCAGAGUGCAAUCGACCUGAAACGGCCCGAACCGGAGCAGGUGAACCGGCUGACCGGUAUCUUCCUGGCGUGCAUGGUGGCGGCUUCUAUUUCGGUCGCUUUAGGGGUUGAUUCCCUUAAAAGGUACAAUAUGGUUCGCAAAAGUCCCAGAAAUAAUGUGUCCGGUAUGAACACACUCGUCAUCACCUUGCGGCAGCUUAGUCACAAGUAUCAGUUACUACUUUUGCCCAUUGUGUCGUUCAUCGGCAUAGAACAAGCGUUUAUCACGGCCGACUUUACGAAGUCGUUUGUCGCCUGUGGGCUCGGCAUCAGUUACAUCGGUUACGCGAUGAUAAGCUUCGGGCUGGCGAAUACGGUCGCUGCCGCCUGUACACCGUACGUCACGAAGCAUCUGGGCCGACGGCUGCUAAUUCUAGUGACGUACGUCUUUCAUGCAGCCCUAAUCGUCUUCAUGCUCCUCUGGACACCGACGGACGAGUACUACAAGUAUUCCAUAAUCGUCGCCUGUUGGGGUUUGGCCGACGGGGUCUGGUUGAUUCAAAUUAAUUCUCUGAGCGGUAUUUUGUUCCCGGGAAAUGAAGAGGCUGCGUUCAGCAAUUUCCGUUUAUGGGAAGCGUGCGGUUCGGUCAUAAUGUACUCAGCCAGCUCAUUUUUCCCGACCUUCCACAAGCUGCUGUUUGUGCUGGGAAUGAUGACUGUUGGCGCAAUGGGGUAUGGUAUGAUAGAGCUUAUGGAGUAUCGAGCGAAGCGUAUCGAUUCGGAAAAGAACUUUGAAGUCGUUAGUCAAGAACCGCAAGACAGUUGAAAUUGUGAAACAGUAUUAAA
Molecule: messenger RNA, 1481 nt
Organism: Anopheles maculipalpis
Lineage: Eukaryota; Metazoa; Arthropoda; Insecta; Diptera; Culicidae
Product: UNC93-like protein
Exons: 7
Coding region: 1-1461 (486 amino acids)
Biological process (GO): regulation of potassium ion transport; regulation of muscle contraction
Cellular component (GO): striated muscle dense body; plasma membrane
Molecular function (GO): potassium channel regulator activity
Source: RefSeq, a predicted model, not a curated record